AUGUUGACUGUUGUAUUCCUUGCUGGCUUCAUCUUGUAUCAAUGGAAGUAUCUGCCUGCGAGCGUGGCCUCAAUCUCGUUCUUCCUGCCCACCGUUCGCGGGCCUGCAAGUCUGGUGCGAUGGCACGAAUCUGCAUCAUCAUGUCUGCAGGAGGCCCCUGUCAUACCGGUAACACGCAAGAGCUUAUGGCUGGCCAUCGAGGAACUGCUGCACACGGAGCUAUUCGUGAAUAAGACAGCGAGCCUGCUUUCCGGAGCGGUUCGCAUUCCGACGGAAGUGUACGACGUAAUGGGACCUGUUGGCGAGGAUCCGCGCUGGGAAGCUUUCGCGCCGCUUCAUGAAUAUCUCUUGCAAGCAUUUCCCCUAAUCCAUAUGAAGCUUCAGCUGACGAAAAUGAACACUUACGGUCUUGCCUACGUAUGGGAGGGCUCAGAUGGCGCGCUCAAGCCGUUGCUACUCACUGCACACCAAGAUGUGGUCCCAGUAGAUCCGGCUACCAUCUCCAACUGGACGUACCCACCGUACUCUGGGCACUAUGAUGGCACGCGUAUAUGGGGAAGAGGUAGCGCAGACGAUAAGAACGGCCUGAUCAGCAUCUUAGCAGCAGUAGAGACCCUAUUAGAGCAUGAUUUCGCCCCCGCACGUACGGUCGUGCUCGCCUUUGGGUUCGACGAAGAAGCAACAGGUCAACAGGGCGCCAAACAGAUAGGCCGAUACCUUCUGGACAUUUACGGCGAGAACGCGUUUGCCAUGCUCGUCGACGAAGGCGACCCCAUCGAAGACACGUACGGCGCGCCCUUCGCACGCCCCGCAAUUUCCGAGAAGGGCUACUUCGACCUGCAGAUCCAGGUCUCCGCGCCGGGCGGGCACUCAAGCGUCCCUCCACCACAUACGGCGAUCGGAUUCCUCUCCUCCCUCAUUGCCGCCUACGAAUCUGGCGCGCCCCGCUCGCACCUCACCCGCGGAUCCGCCGCUUACACCCAUGCCCAGUGCCUCGCCGCGCACGCACCACGCCUUCCUCCCAACCUCCGCGCGGACAUUCGCGCCGCGCACAGUUCCGACGCGGCACUCCGGCGCGCAGAGGCGGCGCUGUUCGCUGAGGACCCAGCGCUCGCGGCGGGAGGGCGGACGACGGUGGCGGUGGACGUCGUGUGGGGCGGCGUGAAAAGCAAUGCGUUGCCGGAGGGGGCGGGGGUGGUGGUGAACCAUCGGGUGGCGGUUGAUAGCUCCGUUUCCGCGCUGAAGGACCAUGCUGUCGCUGUCCUGAGGCCUGUCGCCGAUGCGCUGAACGUCACGCUCGUGGCCUUCCCCGACGACGGCGACACGCUUUUCUCCCGACGCGAGAUAUCUAGUGUCGCUAGGGCAGGGACCGUCACGCUGUCGGACGCCUUCGGUACUGCACUUGAGCCUGCGCCUGUGUCUCCGACGGACAGUGCGCAGUGGAAAGUGCUCGCAGGGACGAUCCGCGCGGCGUGGGGCGCUCCGCACCCCGGCCUCGACCGCGCUCUCAACAAGCCGGCCUCUGUUCAAGUUCCCCUUCAAGGUGAAGCAGAGCCUGACAUCGUGGUAGUCCCCAGCCUGCUCGCAGGCAACACCGACACGCAGUUCUACUGGGCGCUCACGCCGCACAUCUUUCGGUACAACCACUAUUACGCGCGAGACGGGCCUGCGGACGGGAGCAUACACACGGUUGACGAGGUGUGCGAGGCGGAGGGGUUUGUCGGGAUGGUAAAGUUCUUUGUUGGGUUGAUGCUGAACGCAGACGAGUCUAGGGACAUGUGA
Molecule: messenger RNA, 1782 nt
Organism: Rhodofomes roseus
Lineage: Eukaryota; Fungi; Basidiomycota; Agaricomycetes; Polyporales; Fomitopsidaceae
Product: carboxypeptidase S
Exons: 12
Coding region: 1-1782 (593 amino acids)
Cellular component (GO): fungal-type vacuole lumen
Molecular function (GO): metallocarboxypeptidase activity
Source: RefSeq, a predicted model, not a curated record